AUGUUUCAGUUCAGUCUGCUUAGAACUCUCACUGAAGACAUGUCUUCAUCAUCAGACUGGCGGGUCUUGUCCUGGACCGUGUUUUAUUUUGUGACAGUGCUAUUGAUGAUGUGUUCUAAUGUGGAAUGUCAAGAACAAGUAACCGAAUUUAGACUGCCGUUUAAUGUGACCUCACCGUUCUCAGUGUUCACUCAUCAGUUGGAACAUGCAUUUGAUCAGCUCAGCGCUGUGGCCGGAGUGGCCGCACGUAAGAACGAUUAUUAUAGUUCAUUUUAG
This is a messenger RNA of Danaus chrysippus (African queen), 276 nucleotides long. NCBI's taxonomy places the organism in Eukaryota, Metazoa, Arthropoda, Insecta, Lepidoptera, Nymphalidae. The record is from the annotation of a GenBank genome assembly.